UCCCUUAUGUAAAUUCCUGGCCUCUGGACACUGUAGGAGCUGCUUUUCCCUUAUUGGAUUGUCUCCCCUUAACUGGGAAGGGCUCAUUCAAAUUUAAUAAAUAGCUUAUAGAAGAGCAGAAACUCUUUCAUACGCUGGAACUAGCUUUUCAGAGGGAACAGAUUUUUAGCAAGAGAACUCAAGCAAUUGCUGCCAUGCCGGGGAAGCCAGUCCUUCACUACUUCGAUGGCAGGGGGAGAAUGGAGCCCAUCCGGUGGCUCCUGGCUGCAGCUGGAGUAGAGUUUGAAGAAAAGUUUCUGAAAACUCGGGAUGACCUGGCCAGGUUAAGAAGUGAUGGGAGUUUGAUGUUUGAACAAGUGCCCAUGGUGGAGAUUGACGGGAUGAAGCUGGUGCAGACCAAAGCCAUUCUCAACUACAUUGCCACCAAAUACAACCUCUAUGGGAAGGACAUGAAGGAGAGAGCCCUCAUCGACAUGUAUGCAGAAGGUGUGGCCGAUCUGGAGUUGAUGGUUCUCUAUUACCCCCACAUGCCCCCUGGGGAGAAAGAGGCGAGUCUUGCCAAGAUCAAGGACAAAGCAAGGAACCGUUACUUCCCUGCCUAUGAGAAGGUGUUGAAGAGCCAUGGACAAGAUUAUCUCGUUGGCAACAAGCUGAGCAGGGCUGAUGUUUCCCUGGUUGAACUUCUCUACCAUGUGGAAGAGAUGGACCCAGGUGUUGUGGACAACUUCCCUCUGCUAAAGGCCCUGAGAACCAGAAUCAGCAACCUCCCCACAGUGAAGAAGUUUCUUCAGCCUGGCAGCCAGAGGAAACCUUUUGAUGAUGAGAAAUGUGUAGAAUCAGCGAAGAAGAUCUUCAGUUAAUUCAGUCAGCUAUGGAUACACUGUACCCACAAAGCCAGCCUAAGAAAGCUCUGCAACAAUGAAAUGUUUUGACUAAAUGUUGACCCUACUUAUUGGGAGGCUAACAUGUUUUCUAAGGCUUCUGUGUUAAUUCAUAUAGACAUGACUCAUGAGGAAUUGCUGGGAUGCCAUCUAGUUGUAGUUAAAACCACAAUCACGAUCACUUCCUCGGAUAUUUUCUUAAUGUUCAAUAAAACAAAACAAGCUUCUUAGACUCUGGAGUAUCCAAA
Molecule: messenger RNA, 1129 nt
Organism: Rattus rattus (black rat)
Lineage: Eukaryota; Metazoa; Chordata; Mammalia; Rodentia; Muridae
Product: glutathione S-transferase alpha-5
Exons: 7
Coding region: 195-860 (221 amino acids)
Biological process (GO): xenobiotic metabolic process; glutathione metabolic process
Cellular component (GO): cytosol; extracellular exosome
Molecular function (GO): glutathione transferase activity
Source: RefSeq, a predicted model, not a curated record